CCCAGAUUGUUGUGUUUCAUCUCUAUGGAUCCCUGGAUUCCUCACCCCAGUGCAUGGUGGUCCGAGUCGACACCGAAUUGUGUAAGCUCUUCGCAGGGACACCGAGGCCAGUCCGACUCGGAGGGCGCUUUAUCAACAAUAGACUGCCGUUGAGCCACCAUUUCAUUGCAGGCAUCUCGGCUUUCUUUCGCGCAACCGUUGUUUCUUGUCUGAAACAUUCAUCCCGAGGUAAUGACUAAAAACGACGCCCGACAAAGGAUUCAGCAGUUUGACCUACAGCCACUGGAGCUCAUCGCGAGACUAACAUUUCGGCCUGCCCUCUGUCAGCCCCGGGCCUGAUCUACCUCAGAUAGGGGCGUACCACUCGUCCAUAUUCAAGGCUUUUCGACGCUUGACAACCUGAGCUCUCGGUCAGAUACGGCUGUCGUGUCAUUUGGAUAAGAGCCUCCAGCUCUAUGGCCGAAGUACCUGAAUAAGACAUCAUACGGAACGGAUUCGGUCAUGCUUUUUGCAAAUGCAUAAAGGGGGCAUAUCCGAAACAUGGCGACAGCACAUCUCACAAUCUCCCACAUAACGCGAACAUACACAUAACCUCGGCAUGAGCUCCUCCGACAAGCAGAUCACGCUCUACUACAACAAACUGAGCGUCCACGUCCAAAGGGCGUCGAUGGUUCUCGAAGAGGCCAAAGUCAAUUACAAGAAGUACCCGAUCCAGAUAUUCGCCCCCAAGCCCGACUGGUACCUCGAAAAGAUCAACCCCAGGGGCCUUGUACCCGCCAUCACCUACGGCGGCCCCGACGUCCCCGGUGACCAACCUUCGCCCGAAGCUACAGUGAUCAUCGAAACAUCCAUCAUCAUGGAAUUCAUCGCGGACCUACAUCCCGAAGCCAAUCUGCUGCCCAAAGACCCCGUCGAGCGCGCCAAAGUCCGCCUGUUCAUAGACACGGUCAACACGCGCUUCGCGCCGACGUUCCUCGGCUUCGUCGCCAACGGCGACUCGUACCAGACCGUCCUGGAUGGCGCGAGAGCCGUGCAGAAGCUGCUCCCCGACUACGGCAAGUGGGCGAUCGGCGACCAGUUCACGAUUGCCGAUAUUGCGAUCGCGCCGUUCGUCUCGCGCAUUGAGCUUGCGAGCACGUGCGGUGUCGGGAAGUACGCAGCGGGGGAGGACAGGCUCGUGUUGGACGCGUUGAACUCGCCGGAGUUUGCCAAGUUCAAAGCGUACAGCGCGAACUUGCAAGAGCGCCCGAGCUUCAAGGCUACAUUCGAUGGGGAUUAUAUCAUUGAUGAGUUGAAGAAGCUCCUCGUUUGAGGGUGGGGUAAUGACGAGUACGAUUGAUAUUUCUUGCUUUUGUAAAGACAGACUUUGCACGGAAUAAACCAGACAUGUGCAUGCCGC
Molecule: messenger RNA, 1399 nt
Organism: Coniophora puteana RWD-64-598 SS2
Lineage: Eukaryota; Fungi; Basidiomycota; Agaricomycetes; Boletales; Coniophoraceae
Exons: 4
Coding region: 599-1312 (237 amino acids)
Cellular component (GO): cytoplasm
Source: RefSeq, a predicted model, not a curated record